Messenger RNA from Chanos chanos (milkfish), 2835 nucleotides. RefSeq names its product calcium-sensing receptor (gene casr). NCBI's taxonomy places the organism in Eukaryota, Metazoa, Chordata, Actinopteri, Gonorynchiformes, Chanidae. Gene Ontology annotation, molecular function: G protein-coupled receptor activity; calcium ion binding. The transcript is spliced from 6 exons. Gene Ontology annotation, cellular component: plasma membrane. Gene Ontology annotation, biological process: G protein-coupled receptor signaling pathway; regulation of calcium ion transport; intracellular calcium ion homeostasis. The record is from RefSeq and is a predicted model, not a curated record. Bases 1 to 2835 code for a protein of 944 amino acids.
AUGAGGAUUUACCUGCAUUACCUCGUGCUGCUAAGCUACACUUGUAUCAUCUCCACCUAUGGCCCCCCUCAGAGGGCUCAGAAAACAGGGGACAUCCUUCUGGGGGGUCUUUUCCCCAUUCAUUUUGGAGUUGCCUCAAAAGAUCAAGACCUGGCAGCCAGGCCAGAGUCAACGGAAUGUGUGAGAUAUAAUUUUCGUGGAUUUCGCUGGCUCCAGGCCAUGAUUUUUGCCAUAGAAGAAAUCAAUAACAGCAGCGUACUCCUGCCCAAUAUCACUUUGGGUUACCGCAUCUUUGACACUUGCAACACAGUAGCCAAAGCCUUGGAAGCCUCCCUCAGUUUUGUGGCUCAGAAUAAAAUAGACUCUCUGAACCUGGAUGAAUUCUGUAACUGUACUGGGAAUAUCCCAUCCACCAUAGCUGUGGUUGGAGCAUCAGGAUCUGCAGUCUCUACUGCUGUGGCGGACCUGGUUGGCCUCUUCUACAUCCCUCAGAUUAGCUAUGCUUCUUCUAGUCGUCUACUGAGCAACAAGAACCAGUACAAAUCCUUCAUGAGGACAAUUCCAACUGAUGAGCACCAGGCCACGGCCAUGGCCGCCAUUAUUGAGCACUUCCAGUGGAACUGGGUCAUCGCCAUUGCUUCAGAUGAUGAGUACGGACGCCCAGGGAUCGAGAAGUUUGAGAACGAGAUGUUACAGAGGGACAUUUGCAUCCACUUAAACGAGCUCAUCUCACAAUACUUGGAUGAAUCUGAGAUUCGUUCCCUUGCCGACCGGAUCCAGAACUCCACAGCUAAGGUUAUCGCUGUGUUUGCAAGCGGCCCAGACAUUGAACCACUCAUCAAAGAGAUGGUUAGGAGGAAUAUUACUGACCGGGUAUGGUUAGCAAGUGAGGCUUGGGCGAGCUCGAGCCUUGUUGCCAAGCCUGAGUACCUGGACGUAAUGGGGGGGACCAUUGGUUUUGCUCUCAGGGCAGGGUACAUACCAGGUUUCAAGGAGUUCUUGCAGCAGGUCCACCCAAAGAAGUCAACUCACAAUGAAUUUGUUCGGGAGUUCUGGGAGGAGACAUUUAAUUGUUACCUGGAGGACAGCCUUAGGAAUGAAGACAGUGAGAAUGGGAGUACUAGUUUCAGGCCCUUGUGUACUGGUGAAGAGGACAUUACCAGUGUAGAGACGCCUUACCUGGAUUACACUCACUUGCGGAUCUCAUACAAUGUUUAUGUGGCUGUUUAUGCCAUAGCUCAGGCUUUGCAAGACAUUCUCACCUGUACACCUGGUAAAGGACUUUUCGCAAACAACUCCUGUGCAGACAUUAAGAAAGUGGAAGCUUGGCAGGUUUUGAAGCAGCUGAGACAUCUGAAUUUCAAAAAUAGCAUGGGAGAAACAGUGCGCUUUGAUGAAGGCAGUGAACUUUCUGGAAACUAUACCAUUAUAAACUGGCACAGAUCACCAGAGGAUGGCUCAGUGUUGUUUGAAGAGGUUGGUUAUUACAGCAUGCAUGGCAAAAAAGGGGGAAGACUCUUCAUAGACAAGACUAAAAUACUGUGGAAUGGCUAUUUGACUGAGGUACCAUUUUCAAACUGCAGUGAGGACUGUGAACCAGGUACCAGAAAAGGUAUCAUUGAGGGCAUGCCUACCUGCUGCUUUGAAUGCACUGAGUGUUCAGAUGGAGAGUACAGUGAUCACAAAGAUGCCAGUGUUUGCACCAAGUGCCCCAAUAACUCCUGGUCCAAUGGGAACCACACAUCUUGCUUCCUUAAGGAGAUUGAGUUCCUGUCGUGGACAGAGCCAUUCGGUAUCGCUUUGACAUUGUUUGCAGUGCUGGGAGUCCUCAUGACGUCCUUUGUCAUGGGUGUUUUUGUAAAGUUCCGCAACACCCCGAUUGUCAAGGCCUCCAAUAGAGAACUGUCGUACCUCCUUUUGUUUUCUCUACUCUGUUGUUUCUCCAGCUCUCUGAUCUUCAUUGGCGAACCACAGGAUUGGACCUGUCGCCUACGGCAACCAGCGUUUGGAAUCAGCUUUGUCCUUUGCAUCUCAUGCAUCCUUGUCAAGACCAAUCGGGUUUUGCUGGUGUUUGAAGCAAAGAUGCCUACUAGUCUCCAUCGCAAGUGGUGGGGGCUGAACCUGCAGUUUUUGUUGGUGUUUCUCUUCACGUUCGUACAGGUCAUGAUCUGUGUGGUCUGGCUGUACAAUGCACCCCCAGCCAGUUACAGGAACUAUGACAUAGAUGAAAUCAUCUUCAUAACCUGUAACGAAGGUUCCAUGAUGGCUCUUGGGUUCCUUAUUGGUUACACCUGCCUACUGGCAGCUGUUUGUUUCUUCUUUGCCUUCAAGUCGCGUAAACUGCCUGAGAAUUUCACAGAGGCUAAAUUCAUCACCUUUAGCAUGCUCAUCUUCUUUAUAGUUUGGAUCUCCUUCAUCCCGGCCUACUUCAGCACCUAUGGGAAGUUUGUGUCGGCAGUGGAAGUCAUCGCUAUUCUUGCCUCCAGCUUCAGUCUACUGGCCUGCAUCUUCUUCAACAAAGUCUAUAUCAUUCUCUUCAAGCCCUCCAGGAAUACUAUCGAAGAGGUCCGCUGUAGCACGGCAGCUCAUGCUUUCAAAGCUGCAGCCAAAGCCACCCUCAGGCACAGCUCUGCCUCCCGAAAGAGGUCCAGCAGUGUGGGUGGGUCCUCAGCUUCCUCACCCUCCUCGUCAAUCAGCCUGAAGACCAAUGGAAAUGAGCCAGACUCUCCAUCUGGACAAAGGAGGAGCCACAGGCCAAGGGUGAGCUUUGGUAGUGGGACAGUCACUCUUUCCCUGAGUUUUGAGGAAGCCAGAAAGAACUCCAUGCAGCUGUGA